UCCCUACUGAAAAUGUAGGUUAUAAUAUAAUAAAGGCAGAAACACAACAUUUACUCGCAGACGUUCUUCAAGAAUGGACAUACUGCCGGUCUGUCUCACGUUAACGAUAUGUUUCGUUCACGCAGGCAGCAGCAAUAAUAAUGGCACCAAUGAUAAACAAAUAAUUGAAGAGAAUGUCACAGAUUGCGUAGAAACCAACUAUCCCUCGAAUAUCGCACCUGAAAAAGCUGCAGGAAAAUGAAAAUGUCGAUGAAUGUGAUACAGUAUAUGAUAGUGCCAGGGUUUCUAAUGGCG
Anoplophora glabripennis (Asian longhorned beetle) is the source of this 294-nucleotide messenger RNA. RefSeq lists its product as uncharacterized. The record is from RefSeq and is a predicted model, not a curated record. The transcript is spliced from 2 exons. NCBI's taxonomy places the organism in Eukaryota, Metazoa, Arthropoda, Insecta, Coleoptera, Cerambycidae. The coding region runs from base 74 to 241 and encodes 55 amino acids.